AGUUUCACCGUUGAGUCCCUCUUCCCAGCUGUUCAUAGCUGUCCAUUCCUUCUCCAUCCCCAUGUGACCCUACUGCACACAAGAUACCCUUCAAAUUUUUUUUCAGUUUUUAUAGGAUUUUAUACCCUCAAACAAAAAUAUUUAAAAAUAACAUCACAAAAAGAAAAAAAAAUAAGAAAAAAAAUUCAUGAUUAUGUUGUUGUUUAAUUAACUUUGUAACUUUCUUCCCUCUAACAUUCCCCAAAGGUUUCUGGGGUUAUAAAUAUUUAUUUAAAGGGUUGUGUUAGAGGCUCAUCACUUUCAUUUUCCUUCUCCCUUUUCCUAUAUCUCUCUAUAUCUCUAUAUUAUUUUCAUGCAAAAAAAACAUCAUUAACAAAAACAACAACAUAUUUAAGGUUUGUGAAAAUUCCUGUUCGUUAAUUUUGUUUCUCAAAUGGCACAAUUACCUCCCAAGAUUCCAAUCAUGUCAUCCCCAAGUUGGUCAGAUUUUUCACCUCAUCAAAAAAAUAGUAUGCCAACCUCCUUUUCAACCAACAACAUUGUCUUCAACAACAACGUUAGCACUAACAAUUAUCAUCAGAAUCAAAACCCUUCAUGGGUGGACGAGUUUCUCGACUUCUCGUCCGCUAGGCGGGGAGCUCACCGUCGGUCUGUGAGCGACUCCGUGGCGUUCUUGGAAUUGCCAAUGCUCGACGAUUGCCGCGGGAAAGAUGGUGAAAACAAUAUUAACGAUGAUGACAACGAGUUCGACAAGUUUGAUGAUGAACAGUUUAUGUCCAUGUUCAACGAUGAAAUAGCCGGUGUCCAUAAUAUGCAACCGAUAUUGUCCUCGUCGAACACUUCGAGUCCUUCUGAUCAGAAUUUUGUCAACAAUGAGAAUGAGAAUGAGAAUGAGAUGAUAAAUAAGGAGGAGAAGAAGGAAAAUGAUUUGAGAGAGAUGAAGAAAGAGGAAGAUGACGAGAAGCAAUUGAAAAAUGAACCCGAGGAGGUUGAAAGCCAAUGCAACCAGGAAAAUUCACAGCCUCAAAAUAACAACAACAAUGCAUCUUCUUCUAACGACAGAAUCACCGACCCUAAGAGAGUCAAAAGAAUCUUGGCGAAUAGGCAAUCGGCGCAAAGAUCGCGGGUGAGGAAGCUGCAAUACAUAUCAGAGCUUGAACGAAGUGUAACUUCAUUGCAGGCUGAAGUUUCAGUGCUUUCUCCACGAGUUGCAUUUUUGGAUCAUCAACGUUUGCUUCUAAAUGUUGACAAUAGUGCUCUCAAGCAAAGAAUUGCAGCUCUUGCUCAAGACAAGAUUUUCAAAGAUGCACAUCAAGAGGCACUGAAAAGGGAGAUAGAGAGAUUAAGACAAGUAUAUCACCACCAAAACCUCACAAAGAAGGAAAAUGCAACAGGUUCACCUUUACCAUCUCCAUCACAUAAGCCAUUAUGUGAUCCUCAGUCAGAAAAUGAACAACUUCUCAAUGGAAACACAUGUGCAGCAGUGGCAUCAAAAGAAAGGGUGGAAGAAACAGUUGUGUCUGCUUUAACUUAAUUUAUCAUAAUAUCUAUCUAUCUAUAUAGAAUGGAUGCAUAAUGAUGUUUGUUGAUGAUUCUUUCACUUCUUUAUUUUUUGUGUUUUGAUUUUGUGGAGUGAUGGAUGUUGGAUUUAAUGGGUUUGGUUGUAAUCUAUAUAAUUAUUAUAUAAUCAUUUUAUUUUGAAAAAAAUAAAAUGUAAAUAGUUAUCAUUAGUUUGACUCAAUUUGGGAUGUAUAUGUAAUGGAGUUUUAACUGUUUCAUGAAAUGAAUUUGUAGUUUUUGUGGGG
This is a messenger RNA of Lathyrus oleraceus (garden pea), 1805 nucleotides long. RefSeq names its product basic leucine zipper 61. The coding region runs from base 434 to 1534 and encodes 366 amino acids. Gene Ontology annotation, biological process: positive regulation of DNA-templated transcription. The record is from RefSeq and is a predicted model, not a curated record. Gene Ontology annotation, cellular component: nucleus. Gene Ontology annotation, molecular function: DNA-binding transcription factor activity; DNA binding. NCBI's taxonomy places the organism in Eukaryota, Viridiplantae, Streptophyta, Magnoliopsida, Fabales, Fabaceae. The transcript has 5 exons.